Messenger RNA from Saccharomyces paradoxus, 2487 nucleotides. It is a transcript of the gene LST4, whose product is annotated as Lst4p. Bases 1 to 2487 code for a protein of 828 amino acids. The transcript has a single exon. Lineage: Eukaryota; Fungi; Ascomycota; Saccharomycetes; Saccharomycetales; Saccharomycetaceae. The record is from RefSeq and is a predicted model, not a curated record.
AUGUUAGGCAAUUUACUGAGAAAUAAGACGAGUUCGUCUGGUUCUGAGAAGAACUCAGAGCAUUCCGAUUUUUCCUCCGUAGUGCCCAAUGUCCCUGUAUAUUGUAAAGCGGCGAGCACAGGAACUACUAAGACCGCUGUUGGAGCUCUUUUAGAUACUGCAGUCAAUGUGGAAAAGCACUCGGAGAUGCUAUCGACAACCUCCCCGCCCAUUUUAGAUCAUAUAUCGGACGAUUUAAAACUGAAGCUUUUCGGCUCUAGGGAUAUUCCUUAUAGUCGUCCCAUCGACACACUGCAAAAAAAUGGAGGCCUGAGUACUGAUAAAGUCACGUCCAUUAAUGAGAAGACGUAUGUAUUUAGGAUAUUGAUCAUUGAAGAAGCAGGUCAAAUGGCGUGUAGGAACAAUUAUCGUGAUAUCUUCGACUACACCACGUCAAAAGUUUCAAAUUCGAUGGAGCAAAUACGGCCAAGUGAAUUGAAAGAAUAUAUAUUUGGUUCUCCUGUGAGAGCCUCGGAUUUGACGCAAUGCGACAAGAUAAGGACCAUUCCUAACUCCGAUUUGGUGCUCAUAACAAGAAUUUUCUAUUAUACGCACCAAUACAACCGCAUAGCAAUUAGCUUAUGCAUACCCAAGAUAUUAUUGCCCGUGGUUGCAGAGUCAUGGUCUUGUAUUUCAUCAUGGUUGACCCAAACCCAAAAAAUGCUCAUUGGUUUCUUGACUAAAAACCGUAUCAUGCAAGAAAAUACUGGCAAUUAUGGUAAUAAUUCAGUUAUAAAAUUGUCAAAUAUUGACAUCAGAACGCAUUAUCCCAAGGAAAUUGAAAUUAUGGUUCAAACCUUGCAAAAAAGAGUCAUACCAUGCUUACGUUCUAUGUCUGAAAUUCCUAGGCUUUUCCUUUACCCUGAGAAAUUUAAAGAAUUCGUUCACGUUUGGUUCAAAAGUAUAUUCAAUUGGAUUGAAAUCAAAGAUGGGCCUAAAUUAGGUUUCCUUCCCCUUCUAAUGGCAAUGGUUAUAUCCGAUUACAGGCACACGAUAAAGGAAUUGAAGACAUCUAAGAUCGUCAUUCUGUCAGGAAACAUGGUCGUUGCUAACAAAUUACUGUUCAUCUUAUCGGCCUUAUUGGAACCAAAGUACGAGGGACAAAUAACGAUACGGCGGGAAGAUAUAACAAUAGAUUCGUCUGCUGUAUCAAGAAACAAGUCCAAUAACAAUUUUGUCGACAAAUCUGAGACGGAACUGAGCACAUUAACUUCAACUGACAAUCUUUUGAGUCGUGCAGAGAAUAAUAGUAAUCAUAAUGUUUACAACAGUAAUGUUAGUACUAACAGCAUCGGAUCUCCCAAUUUCCAUUCUUUAAGAAAAGGAUGGCAAAUUCCCAAUCGGAGGAACUCAAAUACAUCUGUGUCUGUGUCUUCAAGCGAGUCUUUGGCGGAAGUUAUUCAACCAUCUUCGUUCAAAAGUGGGAGUAGUUCAUUACAUUAUCUAUCGUCAUCUAUUUCAAGUCAACCUGGUUCAUAUGGUUCUUGGUUUAACAAGAGACCAACAAUUUCUCAGUUUUUCCAACCAAGUCCUUCUCUAAAGCAUAACGAGUCAUGGGAGAGGCUACAAACAACUGCUGGAAAUUUACAAAGGACUUCAAGUUCGUCUUCUUUGCAACAAGCAACCUCUAGGUUGUCAUUAACCACUCCCCAGCAAUCACCAUCAAUCAGCGAAUAUGACGAAUACCCUUGGAUGGGGACACCAGGCUCUCCAAAUGUUGGAGAUGCCUCUCACGGACUACCCUUGGUUAAAAAUAUAUCAUAUAAGUUUCCGCUUAAGAACGUUGAGUUGAAAAGAGAUUGUCAGAGAAUCUCACAAGAUGAUCUUUUGGAUGAGGCUUUUGAAAAAAUCUGUCAGCCUUCUUUGAGCGACCUUGGUUCCACUUACGAAAUUUUUCCAGGUAACUCUUCAUAUGCAGAUAUUUUGACUACUGAUUCUGAUGUUGGUGACGGUUUGAUGAAUAAACCCUUGGAAUUAUUGCCGAAGUAUACAAUGUACUUGACCCAUUUUAAUAAUUUUUUUCAGUUGCAAGCAUGCCCUGUUGGUCAAGAAUCAGAGAGUAGAAUUACGAAUUCUAUGAAGAUUGACCUGCUAAAGGCGGAUUACACAAGAAGCCUACUAGUUUCGUUACGUUCAAGGGACAUCAGGGAUGUGGCAUUGAAAAGAGAGUUUACUGGCAAUAAUAACAAUAAUAGCAACUGCAGUAUCUAUGAUGAAAACUUCAUUGGAAAAAGGAAGUACGUAUUGAAACAGAAGACCAAAAAAAUCUUUUCUUGUGGUAAGAUUGGUAAGUUAAGUACUAGUUUGGAAAACUGCGUUAAUUUUGUCGAAAGUAGUAUAAAGAGUGCAAUGAUGUUAUAUGAUGAUAAUGGAAUAGAUGGUGAACUCCGCGACUCAGAAGCUUUACGGAUUUUUUCAUCCCUUAUUCAUUAUUGUAGUACAGGUUAA